Molecule: messenger RNA, 1321 nt
Organism: Panicum virgatum (switchgrass)
Lineage: Eukaryota; Viridiplantae; Streptophyta; Magnoliopsida; Poales; Poaceae
Exons: 6
Coding region: 1-930 (309 amino acids)
Source: RefSeq, a predicted model, not a curated record
AUGGUCAAUUACAAUUUUGAUCUGCUGGAGCUCGCGGACGGGGAGUCCGGGGAGGCCGCGGUCUCCCGUCGUCGCCGCCAAGAAGAAGUCCGAGGCCGCCUGAAAGCUUUUAGGUUCAAGCUAGAACACCCGAUCACUUUCACCGCCGCCACCAAGCUCAUCGAGGCCGCCGACCCCGCCGAGCCGGCCGCCCACGACAAGCCCAAGUACUCCUACUUCACCAAACUGCAGCACGACAACGGUGUAAGAAAGUGUCAGCAAGAGCUCAAAAGGUUGAGAGAGGUUCUAAUCAAACUGAGGGAGGAGGAAACAAAAUUAAAGGAGAAGCAAGGGAACGAAGGCCGUAUCAAGGAGCUGUUCGAGGAGCAAAGGAGACUGAGGCAGGAACAGAGGAAACUGAGGAUCGAGGAACCCAAAUUGGCGCUUCAAAGGAAAGCUUUCUAUCAGGAGCAUAGCAUUCCUUUGGAGGAGGAUGAGAGGAAGAGACCCAACAAUUCUGAUUUUACCGAUGCAGAUUCUGGCAGCAAUUAUGACGGGGUUAGCGGUAAUGUCUGCAACCAUAAUGACGCUGGCAGCUGUGGGAGCAACGACCAGGUCUGUGAUGGUGGUGCAUAUGGACAUGACGAGAGGCAGGUUGAGAGAAGUCACGACAACUACAGCAAUGGUGAGAGGCAGGGGAACCGUCAGGGCCAGCCUAGGAUGAGGGUGUACGUGCGCAAGGUGAAGGCGUCCUCUGAUGCUGGAACAGAGGCUGAGGAAAAGCCUGAAGAAAAUAUGGUGAGUGCUAGUGUGAGAGAAGAGAAGGAGGCCAAUACGGAUAAUGCAGUCACUGCGCCUGCUUCUGAAUCGGACAAGUCUGCUAGUGGUGCUACCCAAGAUGGUCGUAGCAACGAACAAGGUGCUAGCACAAGAGAGAAUUUUUUUCCGUAAGGAAAAGCUUAACGGCUCUGAGAAGAGGAAAAAGAAAAAUGCUAAGAAAACUAGCAGCAGCGAGCCGGAGAAGGCGAAGGAGCAAGAUUCUGAGGUAGAUGCUUCGAAGAAACAGGCUGACAAGCAACCACUGGAAGAAGAGAAGAAGACCCUUGCUGAGUAUGAGAGGAUGCGUGCGGAGAAAAAGAAGUCUGUGGAGGUCUCAAAACCUGAGAUGAGAAAGGUCACUGCUGCAGAAUUUAAUAACUUGCAGAUGUUGGAGAAAAAGAGGCUGGAUGAUGUGGAAACUGUCAUGAAGGCAGAAAAGGCUCAGCCCAAGGUUAUGGAGGCUAGCAAGAAGGAAAAAGCCGUUGAGGUAGAGGGAAAGGAGGCUGCCGCAAAGGAUGCCAAA